UGUUUUUUUUUUUGAUGGCUCGCAAUUUUUGUACGUCUCACUCACUGAAGAAUUCGACAGUUUGCAAUAAAGAACUCGUUGAUAGUAAAUUUUUGCAGAAAAGUGCAUAUAAAAGAUUACAAAUUCUAAAAUAAUUAAAUUAACAUUUAAGGGCGUAGCAAGCGCGACGGAUAGUAAAGGCCCGGCAAUUUGGUUCGCGUAAAGUACACAGAAAGCGUACAUAUUUGUGAGACAUCUGUUGGUUGUACCAUAUUAUGGAAGAAAUAUGUCGCGCGUCUAUUAAUUCAAUCACAUUGGGCAUUAAACAGCCUUUUACGGCAACAACGAUUGUCGUUUCUUCUGCCGCAAAGCAUCAGCCGCGUUCACAAUCGGAUUCAUUAUCACUGGACGAACAACCUUCAACAUCUAGCGGCUUGCACACCGCCUCAAUGUCGCUGCUACAGGAGGAAUUUGUUGACUCGCAACAUGAUUUUGCCGAAGUUUUGGAUGAUGAAACUACCACUUCUGGAGUGCUGGAAACAUUUGAAAUAAGUUCAUCAAACUCAUUACCGCCGAGCUGCUCAGAUGUGCAUAGAGAGGUUGUGGUUGAUGAUAGUUCUUCUUCGGAUACCAUAAAAUUAGUUGAGGUAUCGGACGGCACCUCCUGCAAAAAUAAAUUUUUUAAUGUAUCUGAGGUAUAUGUAAUCAAUGAUGAUGAUGAUGAAGAUGAUGAUGACGAUGAUGUUGUGCCAGAAGCGGAAGAAGCGGGAGAUGACGAUUUGACUUCUGCGAAUACCACAGCUGAGCGACAUUGCACGAAUGAUAGCGAUAACCAGCAUAGUCGCUUUUCGACCAAUAGUACCAGCAAUCAAAUGGGCAGCGUUAUUGUAACAAAUGGAGGUGCGACUAUUUUCCUCGAAACACCAGUGGUGGAGGAACAUCACGCUCAACUCAGUAAUGCGGGGGUAAAAGGUGAAUUUGGAGAGAAAAAUGGAAAACCGAAACGCCUAAGUGACGAAUUUAUGCUUACAGAAGAAGCAGAGCCUUUUAGUAAAGUGAAUGAAGACAGAGGCCGAAAUCCCCAAGAGGACUCUAACACAGCCACCACAUUUGAAGGAAUUAACGGCACUGAAUUACUGCCGGAUCGUAUGUCUUUUCGAUUGAAAAAAAUGAAUAUUAAUAACUCAGCGAAUACAAAAAGGGAAAAUAGUAGUGGCUACAGUUUUAAUAACCAUACGGAAAAGCCUUCCAGUUCAAAAAGCAAUGAAAAUGAGAUAGUCCUAUUGCCAACGCCCAGCAUGGCAGACAUCGAAUCUAUGGACUUAAUAGAACGCCGAGAGUUCGAAACGGAACAAAUGCUGACGGGUGGUAUAAUUUUAAAAAGUAGCUCGUUAAAGACCAAAAAUAUGCUUAAUUUGAGGCUGAUUAAGUCGACAUGUAUGCAAAAUCAGCAACAGAACUCAAGAGGCCAACAGGAACAGUUGGAGCUGGGAGAUGAUUGUCCAAGCAGUAGCAGCAAUAUAAAUAAUAGUAGUCACAGCAGUGGUACUGGUCGUGCUAUUUCUUCGGACAGCAAGUGUGCUUACAAGGAUCUGGCGUCAACUCCAACGAGUAGCCGAAACUACAACAGUCGUUUAACCAAAUCAACUGCCAAACUUAAUUUGUGCUCUACUCUAAGUCAUUCUCAGCCAGGUCAAUUGCAACCUCUUCAAGAUCGGACAAGUGCCAACAAUUCCAAAAUUCAAUUGAAAUUACAACACACAGGCAACAACAACAGUCUGAAUUCAUUAUCCUCAUCUUCCCAUACAUGUACGUCUUCUUCCGGAUCUACUUCUGCAUCUUCGUCCUCAUCGUCCUCGGUAAUUGUGGAAGCACCCACUGCCCCAUCGGCUUCAUCAUCAUCCUCACUGCCAGGUUCCUCUGCUUGCACAGUAGGUGAACGAGGCGCGGAAAUAUACUCCAACUCUAAUUCAAAUGAUAGUCUUAUGAGCAGCGCUUCAACUACUAAUUGCCGACAGCGACAACCACUAGUUGGAUUUGUUGAUAGGUCAGAUGUGGGUGGUUGCAGCCGUACCAGCUCAAUACAUGCAGCUGUGGCAGAAGCAGAAAACAAUGCAGUAGCCGCAGCAGCAGCCACAGGAGCAGCAGUGGUUUCGGUUUUCGAUGACCCUCAACCUUCAACUUCAUCUGCUCGUUGUCAAUAUGCUCCGUCCAUGAAGAGUUUACGACAGGUGCACGCUAGCGCACAGACCAAUGAGCGUUAUCUCGGUCGCGGUGGGAUUGCAAAUGCGGGAAUCGGUGGUUCAGCUGUUUCUGGUGCAUCUGGUAAUAGCGUCAACUUCCAUCUAACGCCCAGCCGAAACCGACGACGUGCAGACUUGGCGGCUCAACUGAAUCGCAACAAUACCUCUGAGGAAGUAAUUACAGCGGCUUUUAAAGUGAUGGCCGAAGCAGCGGCUGCAGCCGUGGUGGCUGACUACAAUGAUGAAUCUUCAUGGGCCGACUGUGACGAGAAUACUUCCGAUGAAGAGAUUUGUACAUGUAAUCAAAGCAGCAGCAGUAGCGGCAGCAAUAGCAGUCAUGGCGGUAGCAACACCAGCCUAAAUGAGACUGAUACAGAUGCAGCAGAUAUCUCUUUUGGAGCUGCUAGUGCCUCGUGUGCUACUAAGGAUGGCGAUCUUUCAAAUUAUAUACAAAUGGUUUCGAUAUCGGAGGAGGUGGGCGGUAAUAGCGUAGCUAACUCCACAACGGAGAAUGCAGCCACCUGUGCACACUUUAAUGCACAACAGCGUAAGCGAAAAUAUAAUGAAAGCCGUUUGUUAGACAUUGACUCCAGCGCUGCCGUAACCAGCAGUGGUACCAGCUCAAAUAUGGAUGAUGCCAACAGUAGAAAACGCAUAGCAUAUGACUUUACGUCAACGGCACGCCUCAAUAGUGCUUUAGUAGCUUUACCGCCUACACCAUCUACACCACUGUCGCAAUUGACAUCUAGCAUUAAUUCUUCGAUGGGUCGUCGAACCCCGCGUUCUAUCAUACCCACACGUGAGAAUCCACCACCCGAGUUACAGCACUGGCUGACACAAUUUCAACGUUGGACACAUGUCGAACGACUUAUGGCCAUUGAUCGGCUAAUUGAGCAUUGCGAGCCAACUCAAGUACGUCACAUGAUGAAAGUAAUUGAACCGCAAUUCCAACGUGACUUUAUUUCGUUGCUGCCGCGUGAGUUAGCGCUUCAGGUACUCACCUACUUGGAGCCAAAAGAUUUGUUGCGUGCCGCACAGACUUGCCGCAGUUGGCGAUUUUUGUGCGACGAUAAUUUGCUAUGGAAGGAAAAAUGCCGAAAGGCGCAAAUACUCACCGAACCGCGUACAGAUCGGCCGAAACGCGGGCGUGCUGGUAAUAUGCCUCCAAUUGCGUCCCCAUGGAAAGCUGCGUACAUGCGGCAGCAUAUAAUCGAAAUGAAUUGGAGAUCGCGACCAAUACGGGAGCCGAAGGUGUUGAAAGGGCAUGAUGAUCACGUAAUCACAUGCCUGCAAUUCUCGGGUAAUCGCAUAGUGUCCGGCUCGGAUGACAAUACUUUGAAAGUGUGGUCGGCUGUGUCUGGCAGGUGUUUGCGUACGCUGGUUGGCCACACCGGUGGUGUCUGGUCCUCGCAGAUGUCGGGCAAAAUUAUAAUCUCAGGUAGUACCGAUCGUACAUUAAAAGUCUGGGACAUGGAUACUGGACAAUGUUUGCACACGUUGCUGGGGCAUACCUCCACCGUACGAUGUAUGCAUUUACACGGCAAUAAGGUCGUUAGCGGUUCUCGCGAUGCCACUUUGCGCGUAUGGGAUAUAGAGCAGGGGUCCUGCCUUCAUGUGUUGGUCGGUCAUCUGGCAGCUGUGCGUUGUGUGCAAUAUGAUGGCAAAUUAAUUGUGUCGGGUGCCUAUGAUUAUAUGGUGAAGAUCUGGCAUCCCGAACGCCAGGAAUGCUUGCACACUUUAUCCGGUCAUACGAAUCGCGUUUAUUCCUUACAGUUCGACGGUACACAUGUAGUAUCUGGAUCACUCGAUACUUCUAUACGGGUAUGGGACGUUGAGACUGGCAAUUGUAAGCAUACACUCAUGGGGCAUCAAAGUCUAACUUCUGGCAUGGAAUUGCGGCAGAAUAUUUUAGUUUCAGGUAACGCCGAUUCUACGGUAAAAGUAUGGGACAUCACAACAGGGCAAUGCCUGCAAACUUUAUCAGGUCCGAAUAAACAUCAGUCAGCGGUAACUUGUCUGCAAUUCAAUUCGCGUUUUGUAGUGACAAGCUCGGAUGAUGGCACAGUAAAAUUAUGGGAUGUCAAAACUGGUGAAUUCAUACGUAAUUUGGUAGCUUUAGACUCGGGUGGCUCUGGUGGUGUUGUGUGGCGUAUAAGAGCAAAUGAUACCAAAUUAAUAUGCGCUGUGGGUUCGCGUAACGGCACAGAGGAAACAAAACUCAUGGUUUUAGACUUUGAUGUGGAAGGAGCUUGUGUAAAAUGUUCAUAGAAGAUGUUGCUACAGACUGCAGACUGCAGCAAACAAAAAUUAAUAUAUUAAACAUAUUACACCGAAAGAGCAAAAAAUUUGUAGUCCUAGGUAGUAUUUGUAAAAGAAAAAACUUUCAAAACAAACUCAGCAAACGACAUAUGGGGUGGGGGGGAAUCAAUGAAAUUGUCUUAUAAUAUGAGUUUUGUAAUGUCUGUACACCACGCGCGUCACACAUCUUUCUCAUAAGGAUUUACCUCCUAAGUUUCUUGCGAAAAAAGUAACGGUUAGCCCAUUUCCAAAUUAGGGAGUGCCUACAACAAUUAUAUUGCAUUAUAACGUCUGAAGAAAUAUUCAUCUGUCAGCGGAAUUGUCCGGCACAAUUAACACAGAAUUUCCGACAUUAUAAAAAAGGUCAUUACCUAAUUGGGGAAAUGAGGAUAAAAAAACCUAAAAUAAGAAUAAAAAAGUAAACUGUCAUAUUUGAGAAGUAAUGGCCCAUUUUAAAUUGUCGUCAUUUUCAAAGUGAUUACCACUUCAAUAAUAGAAGUUUAUAUUAUACCCAUAUAUGCAUUGAAUGAAGUCUACACUAAUAUUUCUUCCAAUUAGGUACAUUAUGUAAUGUCAACGUAUUGAAAAUACGUUCUGCCAUUUGCUAUGCUUAGUAUUUACGUCUAGCAAGUGAAUAGAAUGGCAAUUGUGUAUGUGCUGCUAUAAAUGCAAGUAACAAAAAAAAGAUAAAAAUAUAAAAAAUGAGAGAGGUAUAGAAAGUAGAAUAUGUUAUUUUGGUAUAAAGUAUGCAUUGCGUUUAGGAUUUACGCAAACAGAAAUUUAUAAACACAUGUAAAGGUUGCAGACCUUUUUGUUUUACUAGUACAACUAAUUUAUAUUUUUAAUGUUUAUUUCUACUAGUUUUAAUUAUUGAGUUUGUAUUAAACACAUUUUAAAAUGAAUUCAUUUGACUAUGAGGAUAUAUGACCCGCAAGCGAAAAUCUAUAAAAAUAUAGACCACAUUCAAUGAGAGCUUUAUAAACUUUAAAAUCACGUAUACGUAUGCGGUGCGGUUUGCAAUUAUAUACGCGAAAAAUAAUUUUGCCCAUCCCAUUUCGCCUGUUUCAAAUCAUUGUAAGAAUAACCCGCUUAUCACUCUUAUAUUUAAAUUUGUUUGUAUAUUUUUCAACUCAGAUUUCUUCAUUAAGUUUUUACUUCCGCUUUACAUUGCAUUGACCUGUUAAAUAUUUGUGUGCUAAAGGGGAAAACUACAAUGCAAAAACUGUGUGAUCGAAAGCAUAGUCUUAAAUCUGCAGUAAUUCGAUUAGAUUUUAUUUAGGCUUUCAAUUAAAAAUUAUGUUCUUCCACAGAAAUCACCAACAGCUGCGUGUCCCGCGCAAUGGUUUGGUGGUGCGUAAUUUGUUAUAAAAUUUGUUUUUUUCUUUUACACGAUUCAAGUUUGAAGAGUCAUCAUGUUAAUAUAAUAUUUUUGUUCAAAUUGUGUUAUGAAAGCAAACAUUCGCAUACCGUUGUUAGGGAAUAUUUUUGUAUUAAAUAGUUAUAUUUUUAGUUUCCCGAUUCGUUAGCUUCGUUCGUAGAAAAACUCCAACAUUAUUGUAAUUCGUUUAUAAAUAAUUCACCUUUGAAAUUGCAGUUAUCAAUUUUAUUAGAAUUACCCGCGCCCAUCUACGGUUUCCUAACUUCCAAAUUUGACUUGUUACACUUAAUUGUGUGCAUAUUUACCACGAAUAUAGUCUUGACGAUACUUUAAGCAUUCUGUAAAAGAAAAUCGUAACGCAUAUUCAUAUAUAUACACACCAAUACGCAAAAUUAAUUAAUUGAAGAAAUGUAGACCUAUCGCAGCUAGUAAUAUCGAAAACACAGGCAUACACGCCAACAUAAGUUUGAAUUAAUAAGAAAAUUUAUGUAGUACAUAUUUGGUUAAAGAACAAAAAAAAAAUAAAAACGAACGCACACAUGCAUUGGCAUCGCUUGAAUGAAAGUCAAGAGUUAAAACAUGCAAUCCCUUAAGCUAGCACUCCAUACCGAGCUUGUCGAGGCUAUGGCUUUCAGCGAUUUAUUUAGCUGUUUUCUAUAGCUAGUAAUAGCGCUUGGAACGCUUGGCAUGCAGUGUCAACUUUAUGGUAGUAAUUCCUUUUUUAUUUACAAACCACGGCAAGUGCAACCUGCGCUCGGAGCCCUUUCAUGUGUGCGUAUGCGUAUAAUAAAUAUAAAUAUUAAGUAAUAGACAUGCCAGAAUGAGCCUGUUGCAGCACCGCAUUUCACUGAUAGUCUACAUAUUUUCGCAUAGAGAGUGCCACAUUCGUGCCGUACGUCUUGUCGAAAUAGUCAAAAGUCGGACAACUCUACUUUUGCCGUACGGCAAGUCCAGCACUACAACAAUACAAAAUAGCUGAUUUGUUUGUAAACGUCAACACUAUCAUUGUGGAAUCCCUCUGGGCUUUGUACGGAAUGCCAGAGGAAAGUGUUGUUGCAACGGAUUCGUUCUGGUGAAGCUAAUAAGCAAACAAAUUGAAUAUUAAAUUUUAAUUAUAGACUGAUUUAUUAGUAAUUAAUUUUAACAAUCUGUACGGUAUCAGUUUAAGUAAAGUGAAGCAAAACAAAAUAUAAAAGAGCAACAAUUCGAAGAGAUGCGAAAAGUUAAAAAAAGAAAACAAAAAAAAGUCCAAGUCCAAAUAACGCCGUCGCAUAAAA
This is a messenger RNA of Anastrepha ludens (Mexican fruit fly), 7175 nucleotides long. It is a transcript of the gene ago, whose product is annotated as F-box/WD repeat-containing protein 7. Bases 255 to 4490 code for a protein of 1411 amino acids. Lineage: Eukaryota; Metazoa; Arthropoda; Insecta; Diptera; Tephritidae. Gene Ontology annotation, biological process: proteasome-mediated ubiquitin-dependent protein catabolic process; ubiquitin recycling. Gene Ontology annotation, cellular component: cytoplasm; nucleus. Gene Ontology annotation, molecular function: ubiquitin binding. The transcript is spliced from 8 exons. The record is from RefSeq and is a predicted model, not a curated record.